AUGAUAAAGAUGUGUGCAUCUUUCCAUAUCUCCUCAAGAAUUCUGAAAUCUGAUUUAAAAUGGAGUUAUGUUCACGGGGCAUCAAAUAUACCUUUGCUUGGAAUUACAGUAGGAAAGCAGUUACAGGCAAUGGUUGAAUCUUGCCCUGACAGAGAUGCUAUGGUAUUUUUUCAAGACAGAGUUAAACUUACCUUUGGGGAACUACUUGAAAAGUCAGAUAAGUUGGCUGCAGGUCUUCAAGCACUUGGAAUUCAAAGGGGAGAUUGUUUUGGAAUCCUGGGUCCCAAUUCGGCAGAAUGGGUCCUAACACAAUAUGCUUCAGCAAGGGCAGGCUUUAUUUUGGUGAACAUUAACCCCUCCUACAAAAGAGAUGAGCUAAAAUAUGCUUUAUUAAAGUCUGGGUGUAAAGGAAUUGUUACUGCUCCCAGUUUUAAGUCUCAGAACUACGUUCAAAUGUUAACUGAGAUUAUUCCAGAAUUGACAUCCUUGCCACAAGGAGCCCCUAUAAACUCCAAAGAGCUACCUAAUAUGAAGCACAUAAUUACCAUGGGUCCCAAACAUUACCCAGGCACCCUGUUAUUUGAUGAUGUUCUUAACCAAGCAACACCUUCACAAAUUCAGAAUAUUGUGGAUACCCAAGACCUGAUUCAGUUUGAUGACCCUGUUAAUAUUCAGUUUACCUCCGGAACAACAGGCUCUCCUAAAGGUGCAGUUCUUACCCAUCAUAACAUUGUCAACAACAGUUAUUUUGUUGGGCUAAGGUGCGGCUACCAUGUUCAUGAUGCUGUUAUAUGUGUGCCUGUCCCACUGUACCACUGCUUUGGUAUGGUGAUGGCCUGUUUGCAGAGCAUUACACAUGGAGCAACAUGUGUGUGGCCAUCACAAGUUUUUGAUGUACCCACUGUACUGAAGUCUAUAGAAGAAUUCAGGUGCACCUCUUUAUAUGGUGUUCCCACCAUGAUCAUUGACAUCUUAAAUCAUCCCUUAUGUGAAAAAACGGACACGUCCAGUCUAGUAACCGGAAUCAUGGCUGGCUCACCAUGCCCUAUUGAGACGAUGAAAGCAGUGCUUGAAAAACUUAAAAUACAUAAAAUCACUGUGUGUUAUGGGUCCACUGAAACCAGUCCGGUCACAUUGCAAUCAACAGGAGAAUGCUCGUUUGAUAAGAGGGUUUCAACUGUUGGUAAAGUUUUGGACCACCAAGAGGUUAAGAUCGUGGACACUGAGGGGAGAAUAGUUCCCAUAGGAACAUCUGGUGAGCUGUGUACUAGAGGGUCAAGCACAAUGCUGGGAUACUGGAAGGAUCCAGAGAAGACAAAAGAUGUGAUAACUCCUGACCAGUGGUACCACACAGGAGACCUGGCCAUCAUGACAGAAGAAGGAUACUGUAAAAUAUCAGGACGCAUCAAGGACAUGCUGAUCCGUGGUGGAGAAAACAUUUACCCCUUGGAGAUUGAACAAAUCCUGUACAAGCAUCCCAAGAUCAAGGAUGUACAAGUCAUUGGUGUACCGGACACACGACUAGGGGAACAGGUGUGUGCAUGGAUUGUACCAAAAACAGACAUGACGCUCACUGAGCAGGAAGUAAAAGAGUUUUGUAAGGAUAAGAUGGCAAGGUACAAAAUCCCCCAUUAUGUUAUAUUUGUGGAGGACUACCCAAAGACAGUCAGUGGCAAAGUACAGAAGUACAUCAUGCGAGAGAGGAGCAUUGAGCAGCUAGGCUUGGUAUGCCAGUAGCAGUAGAGUUUGCCUCAAAGCUGCUCACCAAAUUUUGUUAUGUUGAUAUGAAAACCUGCCUGGGAUGUUGUCUUACUUUUGUUAAGCUAAUGUUCAUGUUGAUGUGUAGCAGUAGAGUUUGCCUUAAAGCUACUCACCAAAUUUUGUUAUGUUGAGGUGGAAACUUGCCUGGGAUAUUGUCUUACUUUUGAUAAGCUUAUGUUCUUGAUGAUGUGCUGAGGUUUACAAAUAUUUUAAUGUUAACUACUACUUACAAGUUGCUCACCAUAUUCUGGUCCAUUUAAAAUUGUUCUCUAUUAAUAUUAAUUGAAUGCUUUAAGCUUGUUAUUUGGAAAGUUGCUUCUGAUGUAACCUAUAAUAUGCUUUGUUGAAGUGCCAAUAUCUACACAUUUUGUUCAUGUAUUCAUGUUUACAAAUGAAGACCACAGGGGAUAAACCACAAUUGUCAGUUUUCUACUUUUGUGAAAAAUGGGGUUUUGUGUUUGAGAUCCUUUGCUGUUCUAUUGUGGGAUAAAUAAUGAGAGGAUUGAGGUGGUUUUACGCUUUCAUAUUAUUAAUUAUGAUAGAUAUACACUACUACUGCAUAAAUAUGGCACUAACUCAAAAAUGUCAAAAAAUGGACAUCUGUGGUUCAUCCUGUGUGGUCUUCAAAAAAAUUUAUGUUUUCUGCUUUAAAUCUACUCACAAAAUUUUUAUAUAUUUAUACUGUGUUGUGUACACUUAACCAUCUAUACCUUAAAUAUUAAUUAUUUUUUAUUAUAUGCAUUCUUAACUACUCUUCUACAUGUUUGGGAUGGGUUUUUGUUUAUAAAGGAUAAAAUUAAAAAUGAGACUUUUCCCUUGUGUAAGCUCAAAUGGUGAAUCACAUAUAAAAUAAAUGGCAAUUUUAAUGUGUUUAAUUUGUUUUUUGAACAUACUAUAAAAAACUUGUUUUGUUGAAUGUUUUGAUUACAAAAAAGAGUCAUUAUCUCCUCUUUUUUUUGUAAUGAAUUGCACUUGUUUUGUAUUAUUAUAAAAUGUAUUAAGUGCCUAAAAUAAAAAUCUUUAUACCACUGUGAAAGUUGCUAUAUUUACAUAUUACACAUGUCACUUGUCUUGAAUAUUUUGUUAUCGGUAUGAUUAUUUAACCUGUUUUAGUCAUUUCAGUAUACAUGAUAAUUUUUUUGUGUGUAUUUGUAUGGUUUGGUAUGUCAUUACCUACAGAACAUAUUUUUGGUACAACUAAUUGGACUGAUGACUUAACAUCAUUAGAUGUACUUGGUACUUAAGCCUUGUGUAAUACUUUAGUGUUUUUCUUUUAAAUGGGCUUCAUGCCAUCUAUGUUAUUAUAAUUAUUCUAAUUAUUAUCAUGAAUAAUCAGCACCUCAAGAUGCCAUACAAAUUGUAUGACUCCCAACUUUGUUAUUCUAGAGAGACCAAAAGUUUUAUAAGCUGUUUAUUUAAUUUCUGUUUACUUACUAUGUUACCAACCAAGAUCUUAAUACAAAUUAGAUGAAUGAUCUGUUAAUUUAUUAUAUUUUUCUUAUAUUUUCUUGUGUUUUCUGUGUAACUGAAUUAAGCUUUGUUAAUGCUCUACCAUACAUUAAAUAUCAUUGUCAA
Molecule: messenger RNA, 3336 nt
Organism: Physella acuta
Lineage: Eukaryota; Metazoa; Mollusca; Gastropoda; Physidae
Product: medium-chain acyl-CoA ligase ACSF2, mitochondrial
Biological process (GO): fatty acid metabolic process
Molecular function (GO): medium-chain fatty acid-CoA ligase activity
Source: RefSeq, a predicted model, not a curated record